GACCACUGCAGUGCAGUCACAGGAGAGAAGUGUGUGUACAAAGUGUACAAUUCUCAACUACCUUAUGUUAUAACAAGAUAUAGGGAUUGGAAUUGAAAUAUUAAUGGGCUGAAGGGAGUAGACCUCUAUGUGUAGUUUUAUCAUAGUGGAAUUAUUAAUCAAAACAGGUCUGUGCGCUCUGGCAGGAUUGGGUGUCUAUGGCUCAUCAUACUUGUGUGUUCUGACCUGUGCAUGAGUUACAGCCCCCACUGAAUAAACCAGUCACACCUCAGAUCUGACCUGAACAUCAAAGGAUGGCGGAGGCCGUCGCAAACGUUGCUAGGAGGAUAAUCGCCACCAUGGAUGAGGGGAGAGACUCGUUAGAUUUGUCUGACUGCGGCCUCAUUAGUUUCCCGGACGGCGUCUUUAAAAUGAUGCGCAGUUGCACAUACAACAUCCACAAAAUCUCUCUAGCCAACAACCAGCUCAAAGCCUUGAGCAACAAGUUCUUCCUCACUUUUACACAGUUAACGGAGUUGGAUCUGCAGGGUAACCUUCUCACCACAUUGCCAGAGGCAGUUGGUGAUAUGCAGCACUUGAUCAGAAUCAACCUCUCCAAAAACAGGCUGUCUGUUUUCCCCGAUCGACUGAUGGAUGUGAGCAGCCUCGAGGACAUCAGCGUUGAGGGGAACCAGAUCACAGAAUUGCCGAUGGAGAAGUUGUCGGCCAUGCCUGCCCUGAAGAGUUUGGAUGUCAGGAGUAAUCCACUGACGGCAGAGGCUGCGUCUGUCCCACAUCAGUUCACUCUCCUGACAUGAGCACAUCGCACUGGGACAUGAAGACAAUGACACUUUGACACAAAGAAAUUUUCAAUAAAAUAUUUAUUG
Molecule: messenger RNA, 866 nt
Organism: Myxocyprinus asiaticus (Chinese sucker)
Lineage: Eukaryota; Metazoa; Chordata; Actinopteri; Cypriniformes; Catostomidae
Gene: lrrc20
Product: leucine rich repeat containing 20
Exons: 5
Coding region: 294-797 (167 amino acids)
Molecular function (GO): protein binding
Source: RefSeq, a predicted model, not a curated record